AUGAGUGCGGCCAUAGACUCAAAUAAAGUAUCCAAUGACGUCAUAAAAAAGAUUCCCAAAACAAACAAGCGGGUUCGAAUCCUGACGGGGUCCCAUUUGGAACAGCUUCAGAGUCAAUGUUGCGACGACUGUGUGCUGUUCUACGCAAAGAGUGAGGACAAAAGUUACGUGAAACAGCGGAAAGGUGUUCAGCCAUGUUUUGGAGAUGUAUGCCGAUCUCCCGAUUCGUGCUUCGAACUCGAGUUCGACUUCAGUUACGCCGACGAGGAUUGUAUCCAAGAAUGGGAAAACGAACCAGAACCAAUUGACGGAAUUCAAACCGAAUCCUUACAAUUGAAGCCAACAAUCAUCGAGGAUGGCGCUGAUAUGAUGAUUCAGGUCGGGUCACAUCCCAAAUCAAAGUUUGACAAAUCUUCAAGUUCUGAAAAGCAACCUCAAAAUAGGUCGACACCAAAAAGCAGCAUCCCACCAAUAAUGAAUGAGAUAAGUUCUCAAAAUGUUACACGGUCAAAUACCAAAUUAAAAAACAGAAAUUCCCCAACAGCUGAAGUGUUGAAAUCCCAAAACUUUGAUUCAAAAACCACCAACACGCCAUCAGUUGUGAUGAAAUCUCUGAAUCAUACGGGAUCAAACUUCGAUUCAAAAACCACCAACUCGCCAUCAGUUGAAAUGGAAACUCUGAAUCAUACGGGAUCAAACUUCGAUUCAAAAACCACCAACUCGCCAUCAGUUGAAAAGGAAACUCUGAAUCAUACGGGGUCUAGCUUCAAACCAAAAAUCACAAACUCGCAUUCAGUCGAAGUAUCCAACAAGAAAAACCAAAGAACAAAAAACGAAAAUUCCUCAUCACUUGAAAUUCAAAGCAUCGAAAGCAAUUCGCCACGUCAAGUAAGCCGAAAUUCUACGAUAGAUAGAGGUUACAGCAAGAAUGUUCUGGAAGAAAUCAGCAGGUGUGGGAAGACAAUUGAUGACACAAUAUUGACACCUGACAGUACAAUACCAGAAGAAGAAAUAUUCGGACCGUCGAAAAAUAGGCAGAUCGAAAAAGAGAAACCAGCAAAAACUUUCAAACCAAUAGAAAAAAAUCAGUCUCCGAAAACAUAUAAUAAGGACGUUUACAACUCGUAUACUAAGCACGAAAAACAUUCGCCACAAAAGCCAACUGCCAAACUUAUUGACAAUUUCUAUUCGACCAAGCAAGAAACAGGUUUUAGCAAUAAUGUAUCACCUCCCAUUCAGAAAAUAGAAAAGCGACAAGAGUUGAGAUUGAACAACCACCUGUAUGAUAAAGAGAUACCUGUUUUGGUGUCCAGCAUGAAGCAGGGAUACAAGGAAAUUGCUAUUCGGAAAAAAGUGCUGAACAACUUCUCGAACGCGAACGUCAAUAAUGAACUCAACUUGAAUCAUGGUUCAAAAAACGGAAAAACGACGGACAAUUUCUCUAACAAAGAAUUUCAAGAUAAUUCUUCAAAUGCCAAUGGGCUCCAACUUUCAUCACAUUCUGAAUCGCAGGACAGUUAUCAAAAAUCACCAAGGUCUAAAAUAGACAAUUCGGCUAAUAAUUCACAUGCCAAUGACAAUGAUUGGUCUUUUGAGGAAGAAGACGGUUCAAGCGACAUACCGUGGAUUAGAUCAACAAAGAUCAAAUACCCUCUGCUGUGUGACCCACACAGACUUAUAAUUUUAGACUAA
This is a messenger RNA of Symsagittifera roscoffensis, 1692 nucleotides long. RefSeq lists its product as uncharacterized. NCBI's taxonomy places the organism in Eukaryota, Metazoa, Xenacoelomorpha, Acoela, Convolutidae. The transcript has a single exon. The record is from RefSeq and is a predicted model, not a curated record. Bases 1 to 1692 code for a protein of 563 amino acids.